AGGUUUAAAACAUAACUACAGCAGCAACACAGUUUUCCUACGAGAUUCUGCAAAAUGUUGUUUUUGGUGCGUCUUUUAUUGGGAAAAAUCAUUGUGGAAACCCCGAAAUACGAACUACUUAAAUCUACAAGCAAUUACGAAAUCCGAAAAUAUUUACCAGCUGUGGUAGCCCAAGUUACCUACAAUCCAGCUCAGUUUGAUGGAGAUAAAGAUGGAGGAUUCAAGUUACUAGCCAACUACAUAGGUGUAUUUGGAAACCCUCUCAACAAGGCACCUCAGAAGAUUGCCAUGACAACUCCGGUGAUCACCAAGGCAUCGGAGAAGAUUCAAAUGACAACGCCUGUUGUCACGAAGAGUAGCGGUGGGGAGGACGAGAUUGUCAUGCAGUUUAUCUUGCCUUCGAAGUAUACGAAAGCGGAGGAUGCACCAGAGCCGGUGGAUGAGAGGGUGGUGAUCAGGGAGGAAAGGGAGAGGAAGUUUGGGGUGGUGAAGUUUGGGGGAACUGCGACGGAUGAAGUGGUGGAGGAGAAGGUGAAGGACUUGAAGGAGUGUCUGGAGAAAGAUGGGGUUAGGGUUAUUGGGGAGCAUCUGUUGGCUAGGUUUAAUCCAACAUGGACUAUUGCUAGGUUCAAAACUAAUGAAGUUAUGAUUCCAGUCGAAUGAGCUUUACAUACAAAGUUCUAUCUUUCAAUUUCUCUGCAAUAUUACAAAAUUAUUUCUAUGAUUCA
Molecule: messenger RNA, 728 nt
Organism: Daucus carota subsp. sativus
Lineage: Eukaryota; Viridiplantae; Streptophyta; Magnoliopsida; Apiales; Apiaceae
Product: heme-binding-like protein At3g10130, chloroplastic
Exons: 1
Coding region: 55-663 (202 amino acids)
Source: RefSeq, a predicted model, not a curated record